GACGAGUACCCCUCGGCGCAUGACGAUCAGUAAUUUCUGCAGGGUCGGUACAUGUGUCAAACGGAGAGAAGUCGAACUCAACGUCAAUGUCAAGAAUGAUGAGGAAGGGGAGAUAAAGGAUGACCAACAGUUUUAUGAACAGAAUAGAUCGUAAACAUCGUAUCUGUGCAAAUAGUCGAGUUGUCCGCUCAAAAUACAGUGAAGAAAACACCAGGAUAAAUUUAGAAUUUGUAUUUUUCACUGAAAGUGAGUAGUUUCUUUAUAAAUGAAUUUAUUCUAUAUUUACCGAACAUUUGUUCUUAGAUUAUUAGAAAUUCCUACUUAACCUACAAUUUGAGCUUAAUACCUAAAGGAAGUUUACAAGAAAAGAAACUGAUAAAUUCUAAAGCUGAUCCCUACAAACCCAGAGUUUUAGUACGGGACUGCUGAGAAACGGUUUCAACAUUCCUUUAGAAUUUAUCAACGUGGUGGAAUUUCCUGAACAAUGGCGGAGAACAAUGCCCCGCAGCGCAGUUGUGCCUUUUGCUCCCAACCCGACGAACAUGAUGACAUGGUGGCAUGUGACACGUGUCAGCACUGGCAUCACUACUCUUGCGCCAAAGUCGAUGCCAGUGUGAAGGAUCGGGAAUGGCAAUGCACGAACUGCACUAUGGAAGGUAAAGGUGCGAAACCUAAAGGGACGGCAAAUCCGCUGGAGAACCUUCCAGUCCCGGUGAGGAAGUCAGGCGCAAAAUCAUCGGCCGGCAGCAAAACUAGCCGGAGGUCCAAAAAAGGAAUCGGUGAGCAAAGCGUUACUUCGAGCUCCCGAAUGCGGUUAGAAUUGGAGCUGAAAGCUGUAGAAGACCAGCAGAAGAUCCGCGAAGAAGAACUCGCCGCGGAGAAGGAGCUACUGGAUCUUCAAAGGAAGCUCGAAGAGGAACUACGGGAGAAGGAGUUGGCGAUCGAAGCAAAACGAAUCGCCGAAGCGAAGGCCGCUUUGAAGCAGAAGAUAUCCGAGGAGCGGGAAUUCAGGAUGAAACAGAUGGAAAUCAGGAGACGCUCGGAGGAAGAAAAGGCAAAGCUGAUUCGGCAGGCGUCCGAGUACGGCAGCAGCAGGGGCAGUUUAAUUGGUACCAAUGCCGAUUCGAAGGACAAGGUGGAAGAUUGGCUGGAGAAGUCGACGCAGCAGACAGCGGGACCCCUGAAAGAGUUCACGUCAGCAGUUGACCCUAGUCGUGGUCAAAGCCAGGUACCCCUCGAGCAAACUACUAACCGCCAAACAGCCAACAUUAGGGCCGAUAGGAGCUUAGGCAUUCCCCCACUAACAAUGCGAAAUAAAAUUGUCUCCUCCGUGAAACUGCUCCCUGUACAGACUUUGGUUAGCCAGCUAAACGAAGACCAGCAAGCUCACUCGAAUGGUUACGAAAAUCGACAUUUCGUGGAUGAGUUUGACAGACAAAAUGUGGGUGGUGUUUCUGGUGACCAAGUCAAUUCAGACGGUCGCAAUCUGAAACUGUUGGUGGGUGGAAUCGAUCGUGUCAGUGUAUGGGAAGAUCGUCAACGAGUGCGAGUUCGUGAACAAACUGAAAGUGAUAAUUUCGGACGCGGUGCGGGAAACACGAACGAAGUGCUGACGAGCAGUAUCGGUGGUACCAGACAACACGACAACCCAGCGCGUUCCGCGGAGGAACCAGAUGCGGGAUUGCGAAGAUUGUGCAACGACGAAGUGGCAACGGGGCCAAUCAGACCGGAUAUCAGCGGUAGAAGACAGCAACCAGUACCGAGAAGUAAUGAGUCAAACACUCAAGCGAGCUGUAAUGACGGCUACUUCUUGGAAGGUCCAACAGGUAGGCAGCUGGCAGCUAGGCAAGUCAUGGGGAAGGAUUUGCCAAUAUUUUCCGGAAAUCCUGAAGAAUGGCCCAUAUGGAUCAGCAAUUUUCGGCGGUCAACUUCUACUUGUGGGUUUUCCGACGACGAAAACCUGAUACGACUGCAACGUUGUUUGAAAGGUUCAGCUCUCGAAGCGGUACGCAGCAGGCUGUUGUGUCCGGCUAGUGUUCCGCAUGUAAUUCGAACGCUAGAGAUGCGAUACGGUCGUCCGGAGACAUUAAUUCGCUCGAUGACGGAGCGAGUUCGUCGAUUACCUUCUCUGAAAAUCCACGAUCUGGAAGCGGUCAUCGAAUUUGGAUUGGUUGUGGACAAUUUGGUGCAACAUCUGAAGAACGCGGGACAGCAGGCACAUCUGGCUAAUCCGGCCCUUCUGCACGAUCUGGUGGGAAAAUUGCCUGUUGAUUACAGACUCAAGUGGUCGGCGUACAAAAGUAUGCAGUUCAACGUGGAUUUGGAUACGUUUGGGCAGUUCAUGUCAACUUUAGUAGAGCUAGCCUAUGACGUGGCGGAUGAUUUCUCAAUCAACGAAAAACAUAAGCAAAAGACCAAGGAUCGGGCUUUCGUACAGACGCACACAGAAACCGCCGUGUCGUCAGAGAACGUACCGGUUAACGCUGCGGGUUCCCGUAAUCCGAGAAAACCUUGUGCCAUUUGUAAAGCGGAAGGACAGCGGGUGGCGGAAUGCAGCCGGUUCAAGUCGAUGGAUAUAAGCGGAAGAUUGAAGGCCGUACAGCAGAGUGGUCUUUGUCGAUCGUGUUUGAAUUUCCACGGGAAGUGGCCGUGCAAGACUGCGAAGGAAUGUGGAAUCAACGAUUGCCGGCUGAAACAUCAUUCGCUGUUACAUUCUCCAGUAGCAGUUCAUGCGGCGGUGUCUACGAGUCAUGCGAACGAGUCGGCAGCGAGCGGAGGGCCAUUGUUCCGGAUUAUACCCGUGACGCUAUACGGGAAGGGCUGUGAAGUGAACAUCUACGCCUUUGUGGACGAAGGAUCAAAAAUUACGCUGUUGGAGGAUACCGUAGCGGAUCAACUGGGAAUCACUGGACCAACGGAACCGUUGAACUUGCAGUGGACCGGGAACAUCAAGCGUAGUGAGCCCAAAUCGCGGCGGAUCAACGCUGAGAUUUCAGGCAGAGGAUCAACGAAACAGUAUCAACUGAGCAACGCUCGGACAGUUGGUGGAUUACUGCUCCCAUCGCAAACAGUGAGCUACGAAGAAAUGUGUGAUCGAUACCCCCAUCUACGUGGUCUACCCAUUCAAAGCUACGAGAAGGUAUCUCCAAAACUCUUGAUUGGUCUUGACAAUUUGAAGCUCACCGUACCGUUAAAAAUCAGAGAAGGAAGAUGGGUAGAACCGAUAGCCGCCAAGUGCCGCAUCGGGUGGAGCAUCUACGGAUGCGCAAUAACGUCAGCGUCAACGGUCGUAUGUGGGCUUCACUUUGGAGGAUGGACCAAUCAGGAAUAGGAGCUC
This is a messenger RNA of Aedes albopictus (Asian tiger mosquito), 3337 nucleotides long. RefSeq lists its product as uncharacterized. The record is from RefSeq and is a predicted model, not a curated record. NCBI's taxonomy places the organism in Eukaryota, Metazoa, Arthropoda, Insecta, Diptera, Culicidae. The transcript is spliced from 2 exons. Bases 485 to 3331 code for a protein of 948 amino acids.